AGGAUUGUCGCUAUGUAUGUCUAUGUGAAUGUCUGUUGUACGAUCCAGCCAGUGAUUAUGAUGAUUACCUUUUAGCUGAAAUAAUUGAAUUUUGGGAAAUUGUAAAAUGCUUAAUUUUAUCAUUUCUUUUAUUUCUUCUGUGAAAAUGUGUGACAAGUUUAUGAUGAUGUUUUAAAUGCGUUAGACUUACCUCUGGCGCCAUAAGUAAGAGAACUGGUUAUGCCCGAAGCAUGCCAUCGACGUCGCGGUCGAGGGGCUCCGGGCGCGGGCCGGACGGCGCGCCACGGGCCCAAGUCAUAGCGCCCAUGUCGGAGCGGCAACAACUUGCGCUAGUGAUGCAGAUCUCAUCACAAGAUGCCCCUCCAGCCGCUCCGACCCCGGCCGAAGAAAGAAAGCGAACUAGGCAGCAGCGCAACGAGCGCGGUGAGACCCCCCUGCAUGUGGCAGCUAUCAGAGGUGACCACGACCAAGUGAAGAAGUUGCUCGACCAGGGACAAGAUCCCGAUGUGCCUGACUUUGCUGGGUGGACCCCACUUCAUGAAGCGUGCAGCUAUGGGUGGUAUCAAGUUGUAGUGGUACUUGUAAAUGGUGGUGCUAAUGUCAAUGCAAAGGGUUUAGAUGAUGAUACUCCUUUACAUGAUGCCACAACUUCUGGCAAUCUCAAAAUGGUAAAAUUACUCAUUGAACAUGGAGCCGAUCCAUUUGUCAAGAACACCAAGGGGAAAAUGCCAUCAGAUUAUGCUGCACCGCACAUCUUUGAAUAUCUGCAGUCUUUGAAAGAUAAUAACGCGAGAGCAACACACGUCAGUCGGGCAAGGGAUGACAGCAUCAAAAAAGGUUGCAAUGCCAGUGGUAACAGCGAUUGCAGUAAGCGGAACAACAUGGAGACCCUAGCCCAGGGGGAACAUUUCGAUGGCAAGGACGUCACCACACAGGAAAAAGGGGGUGCCGCCGAGACCAGAGACGAUGGUACACAGCUAAGUAGCGGGGUGGUAUCAUCGACUCAGGACGACUGCAACAAGAGGCAGCAUGAGGACACUGCAGAUAAUGAAACAACAGAAGAUGAUGUUUCAAAAAGAAAGAAACGAAAGGACAAUGACGAGAAGGAGCCGAUGGGAAAACCGGCUCCGGUAGCGCGCGGAGGUCCCGGACGCGUUCUCACGGGCGGUAAACCACCGGGGCCAGCAAGUAAAACUGGUGCUGUACCACUGGGUAAAAGUGGUGGCGGUCAAAAUGUGAGCAAGGGUGGCGCAGGGUCCUCCGGGAAAGGAAAUAUGCAGGCGCAGGGGAAGGGCGGUGGAGGUUCUAAAGCUAACUCACAAGGAUCACAUCAGGGCAAAUCUGGCGGAGGCAAGGGUGGCUCCUUGCAACUAGGCAAACAGGAUAGGAAGAGUCCAGUCGCUAGUCCCAAGCCUAAUCAAAACAAGGACAGCAAUGAUGGGGACGAUGAGCCAAAAGCGCACGAAGCAGCGCCCAAAGUGCCGCCGCUUAAGAUAGUUAUACCGGGCGGCGCGGGCGGCUCCGGGAACAGAAACGAACAAGAAGGCGAGGGUAGUACAGGUCAAAGGGGUAGUGGCAAGGGUCGCGGCAACUCAUCCACGCUGCCUUACGUCAUACCUUGUACGAGUACCGACACGGGCCAGACUUCCGAUAGCUCUGACGGUACAUCCGAUGACAAGAGGGGGGAAGGCGGAAAGGCUGGACAGAGAGUCCUCCGUUCUCAUAGGACGAAUGACGGGGAUAAAGAUAAGGAGAGGACGUCCCCUCAGACAGGGAAUGACAGCCGCUCCGGGGCGGGACAAGCUCAAGCUAACUUGAAUUCCAAUAAAAGUCCUACACCUUCGGGCUCUGGCCAAGAUCAUGACCACACAGUAUCUUCAUCAAAUUCUGGAAGAUCUGAAGCUAAUGCAGGUCACGUGGAGCUGCAUCCAAGAAAAAGAAAAAUUAAAGCUUCAAAAGAUGGACAUUCUCGCGAUCAAUCAAAGAAUGAACCAACCCACGAAUCAGCUGCGAGCCAUAAUAUAACACAUUCGAACCCUUAUCAAAUGUACAUUCAUAUACGAAAGCAGAUUGAUCGUCGCCAAAGAAGCUUAUUUCCCGUAAAACCCAAACCUCCAAAAGAUUUUAAUAAAUAUUUAAUGAAUCGCUGCACCUACACACUUCAGGGUAAUGUGAACCCUGAUCCUCAGGUGGAAAUACCACAUAACCUACCCACCCAAAUGAUAAAUGAAUUCAUGGCUCAAGAAAAAGAAAGAACAAGAUUGCGGAUACAACAUCUGGUAGAAAAAGAGAAGCUUGUGUUGGCCGUCGAACAAGAGAUAUUACGCGUUCACGGGCGCGCCGAACGCGCUGUAGCUAACCAGUCUCUUCCUUUCUCUGUGUGCACGAUACUUCGAGACAAAGAGGUCUACAAUGUAUUGGCCCCAGAGCAGGAAGAGAAACGCAACGCGCAGCGCUCCCGGUGUAACGGAAGACAAAUUAACUCUUGGCUUCAAGAAGUCGACGAUAAAUGGGAAAAGAUCAAGGAAGGAAUGCUUCGGCGUCAACACACAGAGGCCCAAACUCUACACGCCGUGCAAAUAAUGGGAUGGGAAUGGAAACUAAAAGAGUGCGGCAUUUGUGAUUACAAAACAACGCCCAAAAUUGAUCCGGUACACGUGCCUCAAAUUCACGUGUCGAAUUUUGACUUGCCCGCUUGAAUUUAAGUUCAUAUUGCCUGUGUUCAUGUCACGCCGUCACGAUCAUCGUGAUGGCAUAAAUAUUAGUAUGUAGUUAAGUUUUUAAUCAUCUACUAAAAUUAUAACAUCGAUUGGUAAUAAGAAUCAAGCGGAGCUACAAAAUUGGAUUUUAAAUCUCGAAAUUUAUCAACAUUAUUGUUGAACCUUCUAUUCUCCCGCGCACCACUUUCGAUAACUUGUUAUUUAUUACUUCACUUACUUGACCAUCAACAAUUUAUUAUAGGUACACAUGAAUAACUUGUUAGCGAAAGAUGGACGAUGAUCUAAAUUUUUAUUUUUUAAGGCUAUCGCGAGGACAAAAACAUUUUUAUUAUAAAUAUUUUUUUUAUUGUCCUUGCCCCUAAAAUAUUGACGCGUGCUCAUACAUGCACAGAGCCUCUGGAGAAAUCAAAUGCUAGGCAAGUCAGUCUGCAUUCGGUAAUGGUGGGCUGUGCGUGUAAGAGUACCUUGACAUAUAACAACAUUUGACAUGUUACUAAUUGUAAGUUUAUUUGUAUUAUAUAAUUAGGUUUAUAUUCGUUGUAUUAAUUAAUGACGUGUUUGUAAAAUUAUGUUAUUAUAAUUAUGUUUUUGAUAAGGUAUAUUUACCUUGACUAAUGUAAAAAAAAAUCUGUCGCCAUUAAUGAUUACGUGGGCGGGUAAUACAAUUUAAAUUUAACGCUACUCUUAAGAUAUUCAUCUGUAGGAUAUCCACUGCUGACCUCAGGACCUACCCCUUUGAUUUCCAAAAAGCAGGCAAAACUCUUUCAGCUUUUGCCAGUCCGUAGUUUGGGUACUAUUGGUUCUUGGUAGCUAUAUUGGCUCCACCUUAGUGUCGUGAAUUCACGGCACGAGUAGAGUCGUGUAUAGUUAAUGCUAUGUCAUUACGGGUAACAAACACUGAUUGAUGGUUUUCUUCUCAAGGCCCAGCCUAGUUACACAAUGUGUCUUAAACUUCAAGAACCGAUACGUAAAAAGUUACGUUACCUUUUUAUUCUCCGCGUAAAUUUCUCUUAUUGGAAUCGCACUGUCAUUUACUCUACACACUACACUAACGACAUUUCGACACCAUGUCCCGAUUAUUUAUAUGUUAUAGGCUAUGUAUACAAUGCCGGAUUAUACACAUUACCCAUAACAUAUACAUAUAUAUUUGUACAAAUCUCAAAAGUUUAAAGAACCAACCUCUUAACUCAACAGAAUGAGCCGAGUCAUUGUUAUCCAUUUACUUCUGGAGACCAUCAUAUUCAGUUGUUUCAGGGCUAUUAUUGAUUUCCGGGUAUCUUAGGGGUAGUGUAUGGUCAGCUUAGCUAUUGGAUCUUUGGCAGAGCAGGCAUUGCAGUAGCGUAGUGGGGCAAAUGCCCCGGGCGGUGGAAAAAACUUUUCGCGCACAUCCUUUAUGGCUUUUUGUUGUCAACGGAAAACCCACCAAAAAAGUUGACGCUAUCAACAUCUUAUCAGAUUAAUUGAAAAGUGUUGUGUGAAUCGCAAGCCUAAGGCUCUCAAAAACCCAUUUUUUUAUAUCUUUUUAUCCACGGAAUCGAUGUGGUCUAAAAUUUAAUUCUGGAGGAAAGCAAUUAGGUAGCAACUCUGGGUGAAAAAAAACUCAAUACUUUUGCGCCGUUUCUUCACACUGGGAAAACUCCUACGCUACGCUACUGCUACUGCAUGUCACCGUUGAACGACAUUUUAUAGGUACUAGGCACCAGUACAGUACCUAUACUCGUUGGGUUGUAUAUAGGAAUGGGCCUAUUUUAAGUUUUUUAGGAAUCUUGUACUUUAGAAAUCACUUGCAUUGUUUAUAUGCAACAAAAGAAGUUAAUAAUUUGUAAACUAGUGUAAUUAAUAAUUUUCAAGAGAAAAUAUUUAUUAGUGGAUUUGGGGAUUCCCGUUCCAUUUAGUUAUAUCGCUACUUUAUAAACGUUACAAUACUUCGCCUUUUUCACCAUAUUUAUAUCAAUUCAAUAUCAUUUAAGAAUUUAUAUCAUUUUCAAUGAUAGAAUUGUUAUAAUAAUUUUGUAUUCAAAUAUUAUCAUUUGACUGUAUGUUAGUUUGACAAACGCAUUUCAUUUGACAUUAAAAUAUGACUCCAAUCAGAUCUCAAUUUCAAAA
Messenger RNA from Helicoverpa armigera (cotton bollworm), 4826 nucleotides. Its product is annotated as ankyrin repeat domain-containing protein 11. Gene Ontology annotation, molecular function: protein binding. The record is from RefSeq and is a predicted model, not a curated record. The transcript is spliced from 16 exons. NCBI's taxonomy places the organism in Eukaryota, Metazoa, Arthropoda, Insecta, Lepidoptera, Noctuidae. Bases 231 to 2699 code for a protein of 822 amino acids. Gene Ontology annotation, cellular component: nucleoplasm.